Messenger RNA from Drosophila busckii, 817 nucleotides. Its product is annotated as outer dense fiber protein 3. NCBI's taxonomy places the organism in Eukaryota, Metazoa, Arthropoda, Insecta, Diptera, Drosophilidae. The coding region runs from base 83 to 775 and encodes 230 amino acids. The record is from RefSeq and is a predicted model, not a curated record. Gene Ontology annotation, cellular component: cytoskeleton. The transcript is spliced from 3 exons.
UCCCUCUGGUUAGGCCUACAACUCGAAAGAGUUUCAAAAUUCCAAAUUUCAUAUUUUUCUAAUAUUGCAAUAGAUCAAUAAAAUGACUGCAAGAAAACCGUUGGGUCCUGGUCCAGGAGCCUAUCAGCUGCCUACACUUGUGGGCUAUGAAAAGCAUGAUAACCGUAAGCUGCGCAAUCCGCAAUACUCCUUUGGAGCGCGCACAAACAUGCUUGGGGCUGAUCCUGGCCCAGGACCGGGUGCUUAUCAGGUGGAUAAGUGGACUCGUUAUGGCAAAGGAGGAGGCCUACAGUAUACAAUGGCUCCUCAGACUAGAAUAAUAGAUAAACGAGUUGCUCCUGGUCCUGGCGCACAUGACGUGCAUAUAAAGCCUUUCCACAAGGGUGUCAAUGCGCCAGCGUAUUCAAUAGCAGCACGGAAUGACUUUAGCUUCAAGAAAUACGGGCCCGGCCCGAGUGCUUACAAAUUUGAAAUACAACCAAUCCGACCGCAAGCACCCAUUUACAGCAUGGGUAUUCAAACAAAACUUAAUCGCAAAGGCGAUUCGCCUGGUCCAGCUGCUUAUGGUGCCACCGAUAUUAAUGUCAAAUUGAAUCGUGCGCCCCAGUAUUCGAUGCGACCCCCGUGUUAUAUUAAAGGAGAAAAUGUUGGUCCUGGCCCAAUUCAUUAUAAUCUAAUGUAUUAUCGUCCAGGCAAAACAAGACCUGCAUAUUCGUUCGGUGUGCAUCAUUCGCCUUAUGCCCCACCCAUGAUUGUUAGAUGUGACAAUAUGUAAUUUUGCAAUAUUAGAAAAAUAAAGUCAAUUUUUUACGUAUAA